Molecule: messenger RNA, 1212 nt
Organism: Ostreococcus tauri
Lineage: Eukaryota; Viridiplantae; Chlorophyta; Mamiellophyceae; Mamiellales; Bathycoccaceae
Product: 1,4-dihydroxy-2-naphthoate phytyltransferase
Exons: 1
Coding region: 1-1212 (403 amino acids)
Biological process (GO): menaquinone biosynthetic process; phylloquinone biosynthetic process
Cellular component (GO): membrane
Molecular function (GO): prenyltransferase activity
Source: RefSeq, a predicted model, not a curated record
AUGCCGGGCGCGGUGUUGAUGUCCGCGGGCGUCGAUGCGCGUUCGGUGCGAGCGGCGAUCGCCCGGGCGAUGGCGCCGCGACGGCGUCGAAUGGGGAUGGUGAUGAAUGCGCGACGGCGCGACGCGGGCGCGGCGCGCGAAGGGCGCGCGUGGAGACGCGCUCGCGUGGACGCGCGGUGGACGAGAGAUGGCGUGCGUAGGACGCGGAUGCCGGGGCGCGCGCGCGCGGUGCGCGGCGUCGAGGGGGGGUCGGGGGCGGGCGACGGCGUCGACGCGGCGGAGCUGUGGCGACGCGCGGCGAAGAUACCGAUGUACUCCGUGGCGUGGAUCCCGAUCGCGUGCGCGGCGUCGUUGGUUUUUUGUCAGUACGGGAAAGUGGAUGUGAAGCACCUCGGUGCGCUCGCGUUGGGGGCGACCGCGGUCGUGGCGUGGUUGAAUCUGUCGAACGACGCGUUCGACGCGACGACGAACGUGGACGCGAGGAAACCGGAGAGCGUGGUGGCGUUGUUGGGGGGGAACGCGUCGAUCGUGCACGCGAUGGCCGUCGUGGCGUUGGUGAGCGGGUGUGGGUUGCUCUGGGGCGCCGCGCGAGGCGCCAGCGGCGUGGCGUGGAAGGCGCUCGCGGCGGCGAUAGCCAUGGGGUACGCCUAUCAAGGUCCGCCGUUUAGAUUAUCGUACAAGGGGCUCGGUGAACCGAUCUGUUUCUUGGCGUUCGGACCGUUGGCGACGACGGCGUUUUACCUCAUGAUGAGCUCGCGCGUCGCCGCGGCGACGAGCGCGGUGCCGGCGAUCGUGUGGUCGUGCGGCGUCUUGAUUGGUCUCACGACGGCUUUCAUCUUGUUCACCUCGCACUUUCACCAAGAAGAGGGCGAUCGCGCCGCCGGUAAGCUGAGCCCGGUCGUGCGCAUGGGUUUGCCCGGCGCCUUGCUCGUCGCCGACAACCUCAUCGGCGCCCACUACGCCACCGUGGCCACGCUCGCCGCCGCGGGCUGGCUCCCGUACACCGCCGUUUUCGGCCUCAUCAUCACCUACCCUCUCGCCCGCCACAUCGUCGACCAAGCGCAGAGCACGGCGGACGCCGGAGCAAUUUCUGACUUGUUCUUCACAAAGUACCUCGCCGUGCGCUUCCACGUCAUCCACGGCCUCGCCUUGGCCCUCGGCGUGUGCGCGCAGCGCGCGUACCUCAACCCAAACCUCUUCUUCCCAGCCUAG